Durusdinium trenchii is the source of this 927-nucleotide messenger RNA. The record is from the annotation of a GenBank genome assembly. NCBI's taxonomy places the organism in Eukaryota, Dinophyceae, Suessiales, Symbiodiniaceae.
AUGUUGAGGCUGCUGAGCAUGUCUCAUGCAAAGCCGGGAGCGCAUUCCCGGCGACCCGAUGCGGAGGAGCUUGGCAAGGUAGAUCCAGAGGACCUUCUGAUUUGCUGCUUUCAAGAAGUAUGGAGCUGGCACAAGGGACCCUUGAUGGACUGCACUGCCCGAUUGGAUCCGAGCAAGGUCACGCAAUUUUGGGAGAACUUCGUGCUCUCCCUGGGCAUUCUUUUCCGGUGGCUCUCCUGUUGCCGUGUUUGGGACACCGCUGCGCGCUUAUUUGCAGCCAAAGAGGAUCCCAGGAUUGAGUAUGCUGUGGUGGUGGGGCAUCGAGGGAUGUCUUUGUCUUCCCUGUCCCUCAUCGAUUCAGGCCUUUGCAUCCUGGCCACCCGCGCACCUGGCGAGAAAGGCUUCGUGGCCUACAAGAGCUAUCCAGGAGGCUUUCAUGAAGAACGGUUAUGCAACAAGGGUUUGAUCUGGGCCUUCUGGUCCCAUCAGGCCGGUCUUCCCAGUGGCGGCAGCCGUGGCGUACUCGUGGUGAAUACGCAUCUCUCCAGCGAAGAUCCCGUCCGGCCUGGUCAGCUUGCAGAGUUGAAACGGCAUGUGGAAAAGCUUCGGACAGACUUCAGUAUGAAGUGCGCUCACCUGGAGAUGUAUGUGUGUGGCGACUUCAAUUACGACCCCAAUGGCUUUCGCCAGGAGUUCUUCCGCACUUGGUACCAAGAGCUGGGACUGCAACGACUGACAGGUGAUGAGCCGACCUGUUCUGGCGCUACUUUGGAUCAUAUUUUCUUCUGGCGAUCAAACGGGAAGGUCGGGUCGAAGGACUUCCAGUGCAGCGAGCCCCGAAAGCCCUGGAGGGACUGGUGCACUCGCAGCAGAGAGACUCUUUCGGAUCAUUGCUGGCAGGGUUUGGUGCUCUCGGAGUCCCGCUAG